AUGAAGACAUGGAGAGCCAGAUGGUCGCCAUACGAGUCAUAUGACGGUGAAGAUGGUAAUGAUGAUGGAGAAUGGGAGCGGGUCGGCCAUGCGGAAACGGACGUGUCAGACUACGAGGAACUCCACGGCCACCGGCUGAUGCCGGUAGUAAUGAAAGGCGGCCUCUGGGUCAUCGACCGCCUGCUUGUGAUGUGGGUCGCAUCUGCCAUGAGCGGCCCAGCAGCGCUGAUUCCAUGGAAGCUCUGGGCCUCCGAUGACGACUCCGUCGGCCUUGUCUUCGGGGAGCUGGACAUCCACCGCGUGCACGGCCUCCGCCACGGCGUGGAGUGGGGAUUUGAUCUCUGGAAGAUGCGUCAGGUUGGUGCCCUUGGUGGCCUGGGCCCACUUCUGCCCAGCGGGAAGCCGCAGAGGGUGAAGUUCGUUGGAGCUCCAGGCCGGACAGGGUUCAAUGCCACUAGCCAGCGUGAUACGAAGGAGAUCGUCCUUGCGUGUUUCUGGGUGGAAGUAUCGACCGAGUUGGAAGAAUUGGUUGAGGUUGAAAUAGAAGCAGAGGUGAGGAUUGCUCCCGCAGCGAAGACUGCGGCGGUGCCUAAGGUGUCUGUUCCGACUCCGCCGGCGUAUCCUCCUGAUCCUAAGAUUACUGCUCCGAAGACUCCUCCCAAGAAUCCACCGAAGCCUCCAGCGUCAAGGCAGAGCCAGGAGAGUCAGGCUGCAGUGAUCCCGAAGGUGCCGCCGAAGUCAGCUCUCACUUCAGAUCCUAUUGUUGACCUACCGAGGAGCGUCUUGUUGUAUUCACCAGACACUUUUAGCAGGUGCAACUUCAGAGUCGAAGAUAGCCAGCGGCUUGAGGGCAAGGUCGUCGUAUUUGAUUUUCACAACGUGAUUGACCGAUAUUAUUGGGCACCUCGCGUUGGACAGCGGAAGCAGCAGUAUAAGAUUCCUUACCCGAACGAGGCACCGGAGUUGCUCUCGGACGUUCAGGGUCUUCUUAGGCGUGUCCACAGAGCUGCAGAGGAGGCGGGAGCAUUGGUGGUGAUUUGCUCCCACAUUGGUGAGGGAUCCAGGAGCAUCGAGGAUUGGGCCUUGGACACCCUUCGAAACACCUUUAUACAAUCUGUUGGUCAACGCCAAGCCGAUUUAGUCAUCAUCACUCGAUCCCGCACAGGACGCCUCGGAAAGCUUGACAUCUGUCGACGCCUUUUCCAGCAGCCAUCGUUGUUGAUAAUAGACGAUAACACGGGGAUCUGUGAGGAGUGGAGCAGAUCGGCUAACGCUGCUGCGUUUCACAUCCAAUUGCCUCGGCGGGAUCUGCCGUCAAUUGGUCGUUCCUUUUCCUCGAUUUUCGAGGCGGCUCGGCCCGGAAAGGAGAAGAAGAAGGUUGACGAUUCAGAUGCGACGGACCUUGCCAGUAAAGGUCUGCCUACGCGCUUGCCAGAGAAAGGCAUCGUGCAGUCAGAGACGCGCCGGAACAGCCGGGAGAUUCCAUUUGCCCGCGAAGUCUCCCUCUCCGGGAAUCCUUCGUCGAUAGCCUCGGCAGCAGUAGGUCCCGUCGACGCCAGCGAGUCCGUGCCCUGCCGCCGUGUGCGCUACGAGGAGGGUGAGAAGGGCGAUGCUGCAGCUGCCGGCACCCACAGCUGGCCGCUGGCGAUGUCGCGGGAGCGCUUUAGGGACUCUGACAGCUUUGCCAUGUGGGUUUGGGGGUUGGAUUUAGGUAGUUGUGACCCAAGUACAGCUGGUCUGAAUUGA
Symbiodinium sp. CCMP2592 is the source of this 1746-nucleotide messenger RNA. The record is from the annotation of a GenBank genome assembly. Lineage: Eukaryota; Dinophyceae; Suessiales; Symbiodiniaceae.